Drechmeria coniospora is the source of this 5880-nucleotide messenger RNA. Its product is annotated as Nuclear protein 96. Bases 1 to 5880 code for a protein of 1959 amino acids. Gene Ontology annotation, biological process: protein import into nucleus; post-transcriptional tethering of RNA polymerase II gene DNA at nuclear periphery; RNA export from nucleus. The record is from RefSeq and is a predicted model, not a curated record. Gene Ontology annotation, cellular component: nuclear pore; nuclear pore cytoplasmic filaments. The transcript is spliced from 3 exons. Gene Ontology annotation, molecular function: structural constituent of nuclear pore. Lineage: Eukaryota; Fungi; Ascomycota; Sordariomycetes; Hypocreales; Ophiocordycipitaceae.
AUGUCGUUUGGCAGCGGCGGGUUUGGGGGCUUCGGCUCCAACAAUAAUCAGCCAUCCGGUGGAUUUGGUGGUUUCGGCGCGAACAGCAACACAGCCAACACGACGACGUCAGCUUUUGGAGCUACCAACACGGGCGGCUUCGGUCAGGGUGCCAACGCAGGUGGUUUUGGUCAAGCCGCCAACACGGGUGGCACCAUGUUUGGGGCCGCGGCGAAUACGGCAGCUGGCGGCUUCGGAGGCAAGCCAGCCUUCGGCGCCGCCAACACGACCGGUGGAUUGUUCGGCUCACCCGUGAGCAACAACAAUGCCGGAACGUCUGCCUUUGGAGGCUUCGGCGGCACCGCCAACACCUCAUCCCCGUUCGGAGCCGGCACGGCGGCCGCCAACACGACCGGUGGCGGGCUCUUCGGUGGCAACAACGCCAACAAGACGGGGUUCGGGACCACGGCCACCGCGGGAACGUCACUAUUCGGCGGCGGUAACACGAACACCACCGGCGGCUUCGGCACCGGCGGCUUCGGUGCCGCCAACAACCCUGGCCUCGGAGGUGGUGUGGGCGACCCCCCGGGCACCAACACCACCCCGUUCCAGGCAUUCACCGAGAAGGAACCGACGAGCAACCAGACGAACUCGUACCAGAACGUGCUGUUUCAGGAUCCCUAUAAGAAGUGGUCGUCUGACGAGCUACGGCUGACAGAUUACGUCCAAGGACGCCGCCACGGCAAUGCCAGCGGAGCUGGCGCCUUUGGCGUCGGCUCCAAUUUUGGAGGCGGCUUCGGCGCAAGCAAUCAGUCGACGACAACCGGCUUCGGCGCCGCAACGACCACCAACACCACCGGUGGGCUCUUUGGAACAGGCAACACCGCCAACACGACCGCCUUUGGCCAGACGGGCACCGGCGGAUUCGGUGCUGCCAACACCCAAGCCAACGCCGCCGGCGGCCUGUUCGGUGCCAGCAAGCCUAGCGGAGGACUUUUUGGAACCAGCGCAACUCAGCAAACCGGAGGUGGUUUGUUCGGAGGCAACGCUGCUGCCGGUGGUUUUGGAGCUGCAACGAACACCACCGGUGCCUUCGGUGCUGCCGCCAACACCAACACCGGUGGCGGUCUUUUCGGCGCGAGCAACCAAGCCAAUAAACCUCAAGGAUCUGGCUUCAGCUUCGGGAAUACAGCCGCGGCAAACACCAACGCCACGGCAUUCGGCAACACGGGAGCUGGCUUUGGCGCCGCAAACACCAACACGGCUGGUGGCGGGCUCUUCGGCAACACGAACAACACACUGGCUACCGGCGGCGGUCUCUUUGGCAAUGCUCAGCAGCAGCAAGCGCAGCAGCAAAACACGGGCGGCGCCUUCGGAGCCGGCUUCGGCGCCCAGAACCAGACCCAGCAGACCGGAGGCCUCUUCGGCGGCAACCAGCAGAAGCCUGCAACUGGGGGCUUGUUUGGCGCGAGCACCACCACCACCGGCGGCGGGCUCUUCGGUACCGCCAACAACCAGCAACAGAACGCAACUGGAUUUGGCGCCAACACCGCCGCCGCCGGCGGUGGCCUCUUCGGCGCCGCAAAACCCAACACCGGCGGCGGUCUUUUCGGCAACACGAAUACGGCGCAGACAGCCACCGCUGGAGGCGGUGGACUGUUCGGAAGCCUGGGUGCAAGCAACCAGACCCAGCAGGCAACCGGUUCCUCCCUGUUCGGAGCGGCCAACAGCACGCAGCAAAAGCCGGGCGGCCUCUUCGGCUCGACGAACCAGGUCGCCGGCUCCGGCCUGUUUGGCGGACAGAACAACCAGACGCAAGGGAGCUCGCUCUUCGGCGGUACCAAUCAGCAGCAGGUGCAGAACCCCGGACUCGGCGGGUCUCUGCUAGGUACUUCGCAGCAGGGAAGCAAUGCCCCUCAGGGCCUGACGGCAAACCUCAACGAUGUCUCCGCCUACGGAAGCCCUUCUCUCUUCGCGGGCAUCGGCGGCAACGAGGUCACCAAUCCCGGCCCGCUCGCAACGUCCGUCAUCGGCAACUCGAAACCUCGCAGGAGCUCCAUCCUGCCCAUGUACAAGCUCGCACCCGCGGCCGCCUCUCGCUUCGGAACCCCCCAGAAGAGGGGCUUCGGCUUCUCGUACGGCGCCUACGGCACCCCUGGUGCCAGUCCCGCGAGCAGCAUCUCAAGCACCCCUGGCGGCCUCGGCCGCAGCCUUCUCGGCUCCAGCGCCUCCGGUUCAUUGAGCAAGAGCAUGUCCACGAACAACCUUCGCCGAAGCUUCAACACCGAGGACAGCAUCCUCGCCCCUGGAGCCUUCUCCACCAACUCUAGUUCUCGCUGGUUUGGAAGCAUUGGGUCUAAGAAGCUCGUCAUCAACAGGGAAAUCAGGAGUGAUCUCUUUUCCACCCCCCAGAAGGAGAAGAACGCAUCGGAUGGCGGCCCGAGCACCCGCAAGCUGACGAAGCGAGUCAGCUUCGACACGAGCAACGUCGAUGGGGAGGAAAGCGCGCCUGUUCGCGGCGCGCUGCCUGCACCACCAGAGGACUCGCCAAGCUCCCACGUUGAAGACGAGGGCGCCACCCGCCAAGGGCGCUUGUCGAUCGGAACGAACGGCUCGAAAACGCCCGAGAUGGAGCAGGUCAAGGGCAACGAGCUGGCCAUCGUCCACGAGGAGGACAACUCUUCCACACCCGAGCCGCCCAAGGCCACCGGCUUCGACAAUGUGCCUGGCGACUACUGGAUGAAACCGAGCAAGGAGGAGCUGCUUGGCAUGAACCGAAUGCAGCGACAGAGGAUCGACAGCUUUACCGUCGGUCGCGACCACGUCGGCUCCAUCACCUUCAAGGUUCCCGUGGACAUCAGCAACAUCGAGGUCGAGGAGAUUUGCGGAAGCAUCGUUCAGCUUGAGCCUCGGUCCGCCACCGUCUACCCGGUGCAGGCGAAGAAACCGCCGGUUGGUAAAGGCCUCAACGUGCCGGCGAGGAUUUCGUUGGAGCAGUCAUGGCCGCGCGGCGGGCGCGACAAGCGUGUCACGAGCGACCCCAAGCGCUUCAACAAGCACGUCGAGAGGCUGAAGCGAAUCCCCGACACGACGUUUGAGACGUACGACAAAGGCACCGGCGUUUGGACCUUCUCCGUCGAGCACUUCACAACCUACGGCCUCGAUGAUUCCGACGACGAGUCCGACUCGGAGCUGCCUCCGCCGGCGCCGGAUGCCGGCUUGGCUGCUCCUCCACCUCGGUUCAUGCCGCUUGACGUGUCUGCCGACACACCCAUCGACGACGACACUUUCGACUUUCGAGAGCACAAGAGCGUCCCCGGUGCCUUUGACGAGCACCAAGAAAUUUACGGCGAAGAAGCCGGCAAGCAGUCUUUUUUAGGGGUUAGCUCCGCGGAUUCGGCGCCCAACAAUGUCACGUUGUCUCUCGACGAGUACGACGACGAGAUGGACGACGGAUAUGACAUGUCCGAGGACGAAGAUAUGACGAGAUCUUCGAUCGGACGGCAUCAUGCCGCGGAGCAAGAUGACACCUCGUCGGAGAGCGAGCUCGAGGCGAAGAGAGGCACGCCAGGCGGCAUUCUCCGAGCCAGGAUGCGAGCCGUCAAGGACUCGGCCGGACCGAUGCAGCUGGAGGUGGCCGACGGCGACGACUGGAUGGAGAUGCUCCGGAAGACCGCAAGUCCUGUGAAGAGAGAUCGUCAGCUCCUUCGAGAGUUAAACGAGUCGCCUUCGAAGCUGAUGGACCAGCUCGCCACCUUCGACGAUGCCGAGUACGACGGUCGCAAAUCGUCUGCCUGGGCGAAGAGCAUGCUGAAGAACGACAGAGCUGGAGGCAUGGCCGCGAGCACGCGGCUGGUCAUGGACAAGGGACGCGGAUUUGCCACGAGCAUCGACCUGAUGAACUCGCUGUUCGAGAAGCCCAAGCCGUCGAGGCGGCUCCAGCCGACCGCAACGUCCGGCAAGGGAUUCCCCCAGUGGCCAUACGAGCGGCAAGACAAGACCCUCACGGUCGAGGAGGCGGAGCGGGCGUUUCACGAUGGCUCGCGCCCAACCUGGGGCCCGGACGAGACGCUGGUGGUGACCAGAUCGCUUGACUUGGAUCAAGCCGGCAUGCCGCUGCGCGAUAGAUCCGGAAUUCUGACCUUUCAGCAAUCCGGGAUCCAGACGGAAACGCAGGACAUUCGGCUGGCCAGGUUCUCCACCGAGUCGUCCAAGAAGUUCCUUCGCAGCCAAGACCGCGUAACGGAGAUCGAACUCGUCGACAGCGUGCCCAUGGCGGUUCUGCGCGCGGCAAGCCUUCAGGACGUGUUCCAUCAUCAGGACAUGAACGACCCGGCAAAUGUGCACGAAAAGCGAGUCUGGGAAUUGGCAAGCAUCCUGUUCGACGCCGGACGGGAGGAUGAGCUGGGACGAAAGGCCAGACUGUCGCAGUUUUGGACCGAGCUCGUCGAAUCGGCGUCCAGCACCAACAUUGGACUUGCCGGCACGAGCGAGGAAAAGGCGGUGGCAUGUCUCGCGGGACACCGAAUCACCGAGGCCUGCAAGCACCUCCUGGACGGCAAGAAUUUUCGACUCGGAACUUUAGUGCCGCUAAUCGGUACCAGCGAUGCCGCCAAGGAGGAGAUGAAGGAGCAGCUGAAGGCGUGGCACGACGCGAAGAUGCUCUCCGAGUUUUCCGAGAGCAUCCGCACCAUCUACGAGCUCUUGAGCGGAAACGUAUGCGUCUGCGACGGCAUGAAGGGCGUUCCGGUCGAAGAUCGGAUGGAAUCAUUCGUCAUUUCCAAAAAGUUUGGCCUCGACUGGAGACAGUCGUUUGGCAUGCGUCUUUGGUACGCCAUCGCGCACCGAGACAGUGUCGCUGCGGCUGUGUCUAUGUUCGGCGAGGACAUAGCCCAGGACAAGGAGGGCCUUCCACGGCCGUGGUACACAGAGCAAGGCAUUGUACCUCUGUGGAACGACGGCGAGGCGGAGCAGCGCGAGGAUUUGCUGUGGGGGCUGCUCAAGUUGUACGCGGACGACAAGGCCGAUCUCGAGGCCGUUCUUCGUCCCGAAAACAGUCGGCUGUCCCCUCUAGACGCUCGACUCUCGUGGCAACUAGGCGUCGCGUUGGUCUCCACAGGCAAUGUUUCCUUCGGACCCGAGGGUGCCGACAAGGCCGACGCGGCAACGCUGGCCUACGCCGCCCAGCUGACGUAUACGGGCGAUUGGCUUGAGGCUAUCUUCGUGCUGCUGCAUCUGCGCGACGCUUCAUCGCGGACUCGGACGAUCCAAGAGCACCUCUGCCGACACGCAGGGUUGAUCGGCCCCGAGUCUGGUCCGACGUUCAGCAUGCUCAUCGAGAGGUUUCGCAUCCCGGCGACGUGGUUGUGGGAAGCACUGGCAUUGUACAUGCGCAGCGUCAAGAAGGACGCGUCUGCUGAAGUCCACUGCCUGCUCCAGGCCGGGUCCUUCGUGGAGGCGCACCGAGUGCUGGUCCAUAAAGUGGCGCCGCAGGCCAUCAUCGAGCGCGACUACGCUACGCUCUCGGCGCUGCUGUCGCAAUUCGAGGGGCGUCAAGGCACCAUCGCGGAAUGGGCGCUCGGUGGCGAGAUGUACAGCAUGUUCCUCCACCUGCUGCAGCACCGCAGCCGGGGUGAGAAUGCGCCGUCUGGUUUGCUCGAAAGGUUACUGGCGGGACUCAACGCCAUGAACGAGCGGAUGGGGGAUUCGGAGAUUACUCGAUACGCAGCCGUGUCGGAGAUGGCGGACGAAACGGCGAAAGAAAUACUGAAGUAUACGAAGAAGAAGCAGGAUAUGGAACUUCGGUGCCGAAUCCUGCACCUACCGUUGACGCAGGACAGGUUGCUUGCUUACUCGGUUGACCUUGGCCUCGACCGAUACCGCGAGGUCAUGUCUCACUGA